Thunnus maccoyii (southern bluefin tuna) is the source of this 2056-nucleotide messenger RNA. It is a transcript of the gene chrnb2, whose product is annotated as cholinergic receptor, nicotinic, beta 2. Gene Ontology annotation, biological process: regulation of membrane potential; signal transduction; chemical synaptic transmission. The transcript is spliced from 7 exons. The coding region runs from base 266 to 1972 and encodes 568 amino acids. The record is from RefSeq and is a predicted model, not a curated record. Gene Ontology annotation, cellular component: neuron projection; postsynaptic membrane; synapse. Lineage: Eukaryota; Metazoa; Chordata; Actinopteri; Scombriformes; Scombridae. Gene Ontology annotation, molecular function: acetylcholine-gated monoatomic cation-selective channel activity; transmembrane signaling receptor activity.
GUCGCAUCGCUGAGCGGUGUUCAGCACGGACAGCCUGCACCGCACGACCCAGCGCAGAGCUUACCUGGCUCCGCCGAGAUAUUUCUAUUGUCCGCUAUCAGCCGAGAAGAAGUGUAGGACCGACGGAGAGCCCUGACGUCACCAUGCCAGGUAGAGAGUGAAGGAAAGGUUUGGAUCGCGAGGAGGAGGGGAGUAACACUGCGGGUGUGCUUAGGGUGGCCUCCGGUGAACACCUUUCGGGCUCGGAGCGCGCUCGGACGCACGUAUGAUGAUGGACGGCUGGCCGCCGCUACUGCUGAUGGCUCUCCUCGCCAUUGCGGGAGGCUCAAAGUGUGAUGUAAUUGUGAGAGUGAGAAGAUGCAGCACAGGAGCGAGCAGAUGCCAGAGAGACAGAAGCCUCGGGGCAGACACAGAGGAACGGUUGGUAGAGCAUCUCCUCAACCCAGCCCACUACAACAAAUUGAUCCGUCCUGCCACUAACGGCUCCGAGCUGGUUACGGUGCAGCUGAUGGUGUCGUUGGCCCAGCUCAUCAGUGUGCAUGAAAGAGAGCAGGUGAUGACCACAAACGUCUGGCUAACACAGGAGUGGCAGGACUAUCGUCUAACUUGGGUCCCUGAGGAGUUUGAUGGAAUGAUGAAGGUCAGACUGCCCUCAAAACACAUCUGGCUGCCUGACGUGGUGCUCUACAACAAUGCUGAUGGGGUGUACGAGGUGUCGUUCUAUUCUAAUGCAGUGGUCUCCCACGAUGGCAGUAUCUUCUGGUUGCCCCCAGCCAUCUAUAAGUCAGCCUGUAAGAUUGAGGUGAAGCACUUCCCCUUUGAUCAGCAGAACUGCACGCUGCGCUUCCGCUCUUGGACCUAUGAUCGCACUGAGAUCGAUCUGGUGCUGCGUGCCGACGUGGCCAGCAUGGAUGACUUCACGCCCAGCGGGGAGUGGGACAUCAUCGCCCUGCCAGGUCGGCGAAACGAGAACCCUGCUGACCCCACCUACGUGGACAUCACAUAUGAUUUCAUCAUCCGCAGGAAGCCUCUUUUUUACACCAUCAACCUCAUCAUCCCAUGUGUGCUCAUCACCUCAUUGGCCAUCCUGGUCUUCUACCUGCCGUCUGACUGCGGAGAGAAGAUGACACUCUGCAUCUCCGUGCUGCUGGCACUCACUGUGUUCCUGCUGCUGAUCUCCAAGAUUGUCCCGCCCACUUCGCUAGAUGUCCCUCUUGUGGGGAAGUACCUGAUGUUCACCAUGGUCCUGGUCACCUUCUCUAUCGUCACCAGUGUGUGUGUGCUCAAUGUGCAUCACCGCUCGCCCACCACACACACUAUGCCCCCUUGGGUUAAACUGGUAUUCCUCAACAAGCUUCCCGCCCUGCUCUUCAUGCGCCAGCCCAGGAACAGCUGUGAGCGCCAGCGGCUGCGCCAAAGACGGAGGGCCCAGGAGCAGAAGGAGGGCGGGCGCAGCGGGGAGACAGGAGCCUUGAUGGUAGGGCUUGGGCUGGGCAGCGCUGGCGGGAAUGGAGGGGGAACCUCCACAGGGGUGUUUGGCAAGGAGGACAGUGACCCUUGUACCUGCUAUGUGAACCGGGCAUCUGUUAAACAAUUUGGAGGGGAUCUUGGAGGUGCAGGAGGGGGAUCCAUGGAUGGUCUGAACAGGGUGAGGGAGAGCCGGGAGGGGAGCACUGGAAACUUGCCGCGGGGGAAGCAAGCAGCAGGAGGUCCUGCUCUGACACAAGCCCUGCUGGCUCAAGCCUGUCCAGGCUUUGAAGAGGCUGUGGAAGGAGUACGCUUCAUCGCCAACCACAUGAAGAGUGAGGAUGAUGAUCAGAGUGUGAGCGAGGACUGGAAGUACGUUGCCAUGGUGAUCGACCGCCUCUUCCUGUGGAUCUUUGUGUUUGUGUGUGUGUUUGGCACAAUGGGCAUGUUCCUGCAGCCGCUCUUCCAGAAUUACACAGCCAAGACCAUCAACAUGCCAGGCUGACCAUUCCCAGACCACAAAACACGCUGACGGACAGCUCCCCCCCCGACCAGUCAGCACAGCAGGACAAGGCCGGAGGUGGGGAGG